UAAGCAGGAUGCCAGUGUUUUAGGUAUCUACUGCCUUAGCAGCCGUUAUUCAAAAAGAUGGCGCGUACGAAGCAGACGGCGCGUAAGUCGACGGGCGGGAAGGCGCCCCGCAAGCAGCUGGCCACCAAGGCUGCCCGCAAGAGCGCGCCGGCCACCGGCGGCGUGAAGAAGCCGCACCGCUACCGGCCCGGCACGGUGGCGCUGCGCGAGAUCCGGCGCUACCAGAAGUCGACGGAGCUGCUGAUCCGCAAGCUGCCCUUCCAGCGCCUGGUGCGCGAGAUCGCGCAGGACUUCAAGACCGACCUGCGCUUCCAGAGCUCGGCCGUCAUGGCGCUGCAGGAGGCCAGCGAGGCCUACCUGGUGGGGCUGUUCGAGGACACCAACCUGUGCGCCAUCCACGCCAAGCGCGUCACCAUCAUGCCCAAGGACAUCCAGCUGGCCCGCCGCAUCCGCGGUGAGCGUGCUUAAACCAGUUUAAAAUAUUGCCAUCUAAUAUGAAAAAAUAUUUUAACAAAAAAGGCUCUUUUAAGAGCCA
This is a messenger RNA of Columba livia (rock pigeon), 535 nucleotides long. RefSeq names its product histone H3. Gene Ontology annotation, cellular component: nucleosome. NCBI's taxonomy places the organism in Eukaryota, Metazoa, Chordata, Aves, Columbiformes, Columbidae. The coding region runs from base 58 to 468 and encodes 136 amino acids. The record is from RefSeq and is a predicted model, not a curated record. Gene Ontology annotation, molecular function: DNA binding; structural constituent of chromatin; protein heterodimerization activity. The transcript has a single exon.